Messenger RNA from Exophiala dermatitidis NIH/UT8656, 2046 nucleotides. RefSeq names its product mannosyl-glycoprotein endo-beta-N-acetylglucosaminidase. The record is from RefSeq and is a predicted model, not a curated record. Gene Ontology annotation, molecular function: peptidase activity. Bases 1 to 2046 code for a protein of 681 amino acids. The transcript has 2 exons. Lineage: Eukaryota; Fungi; Ascomycota; Eurotiomycetes; Chaetothyriales; Herpotrichiellaceae. Gene Ontology annotation, biological process: protein modification by small protein removal.
AUGGACGUUCAACUCUACGUAUACGACCUGUCUCAGGGUCUUGCGAGACAGUAUUCUCGUGCUUUGACCGGCGUCCAAAUUGAUGCCAUCUACCACACGUCCAUCGUGGUCAACAAUGUCGAGUACUUCUACGGCCACGGUAUCCACCGAAAAGUGCCUGGCUCGACCCAUCAUGGCCGGCCCAUGUCCGUCGUGGACUUGGGCAAGACAGAUCUCCCUCUAGAUGUCAUUGAGGAAUACAUCGAAUCUCUGGAGGAGAUCUACACCCCGGAGUCGUACGAUCUGUUCGUCCACAACUGCAACAAUUUCUCCCAGGAUCUGGCCAUGUUCCUGGUCGGCCAGAGUAUCCCGGACGACAUUCGAACGUUGCCCGAGACGUUUCUGCGCACGCCCAUAGGCCAGAUGCUGCGUGGCCAGAUCGAUCAAUCCAUGAGAAGAAUGACCCAGGCUCCCGACGCCGCUGCUGGUCAGAAUGUGUCCAGGACUUCUGCUUCGAGGGCUGCCGCCCAAUCGACCUUCAACAAACUGGCGUCGAAUGGCACGACGACGCUCGCAGCACCAAAUGGAACUACCGUACACCGACUUACUCCGACGGCCAUUAUCAAUGCUAAACCUCCUCCCCAGUCUCCAGGCCACGUCUACAAUAUCUCGUCGCUCACCGAGCUUGACAGCCUGCUCGAGGCAGCCAAACAAUCCUGCGCCGUCAUCUUCUUCACCUCGGCAACCUGCCCGCCCUGCAAGAUCGUCUAUCCCACCUACGACGAGCUGGCGGCCGAAGCAGGUGCCGAAAGCGGCGCAAAGCUGAUCAAGGUUGACAUUUCCGUCUCGCCGUCCGCGCAUGCCGUGGCACAGAGAUACCAAGUCCGCGCCACUCCAACCUUCAUCACAUUCCUCCGCGGUGAGAAGCAGGACGAAUGGUCUGGCGCGAACCCGGCUCAGCUCAUGGGCAACGUCCGCCUGCUGUUACAGAUGGCCAGGCCGCCCCAACACCAACACGCGACACUCAAGCUGCCGACCUUUCAGCGCAUCAUUGAGACUCCCAUCAUGUACACACGCACUCCUCCCCUCGCUAAACUUCUCGCCAAGAUCGGUCCCGAAUUUUCGCAGGACCAGUCGGUGCAAGAUCUCGUGGCAUACAUCAAAACACGCGAAGACAAAGGCUUGGCCGAAGCGCCAUUACCGAAUCUGCACUCGUUCAGUGCCCAUCUUGUCGCCAAGUCCGCCUCUGUUCCCCAAGAAGCACGUUUCGCAGUCAUAGACCUGGUACGCGUUGCGGCUGCCGACCCGCGUGUGUCAAGUUUCCUUGCGACAGAGCAUGGAGAAGAACAUGGAACUCUCAAUACCGUGUUUUCCUGGACGACCGGCAAGACGUCCGACCCUAGCGAUUUCACCGACGCGCCGUAUAACAUACAGGCCGUGUCGCUCCAGCUGGCCUGUAACCUGUUCAGUUCGAAUGUGGCUCAGGAACAGAUCUUCCACCGCCACAACUUGAAUGCAGGUGCAGGGUCCAGUAGUGGCUCUCUUCUGAGUCUGAGAGAGGCAACUGAGUGGCUCGCGGUGCAUAGUCUACUUUCGCCGCAUGCCAAUGCCCGUUCCAUGGCUGCCGCGCUGGUGUACAAUCUUGCCUCGUAUACCCACAAUCGACGGAUUCAUGCUCAAACUGCUACGGUCCCAACAACAGGAGGCUCAAACGAAGACGAAGAUGCAGCCACACCAGGUGACGACCUGUCCGCCGCCCUGCUGGAGUCGAUCACUUCUCUGGCGUCCGUGACGAGCUUGACGGACACCAAGACUGGGAACAGCAGUGGGAAAGGCAAUACUACCAGCACGUCCAAAGAAACACUGCACGCCCUCCUCCUCGCACUUGGUAUGUUGCUGUACGCUGCGCCGCCGGAGAACAUGCUCUGGGAUCUCUGUCGCGCCAUGGACAUCCGAGAGGUCUUGAAGGAUAUCAGGACUACCGGUGGUGGCUUAGGCGACGAGGUCAAGACUGAGCCGCUGCUCAGGGAGAUUGGAGAUGAGUUGUUGGGCAAAGGAGGUUUCUGA